GUGAGGAAGAAGUGGCUCAUGGAGCCUAUGAUCUUGUCUUUGCCUGGCCCAAAAGAACGAGCCUCUGAGGCGGGCAAAGAGCUGGUGAUUGACGGCAGCGGAGCACUUGCUUUCGACUUAGUGGGGAUCCUCAGCUACGACGUGGCGAACUAUCAUCAUCAAGCCUUGAUUCAGCGCUUACAAGAAGCCCCUCCGCCAGGGUAUUCCAAGGUGUCCACAGCUCAGAUGAUCUGUGCGGACCGAGCUGUAUUUCUCAAAAUCGCUGAGAAUAUCACGUCCCUACGUCGCAGUGGGACAGGUGUGUUGCCUCUGGAUUCGCAGCUGCCAACCAUUUUGUUUGAUCUGAGUGGUACUUAUCACCUUCUUCCUCUGCUGGCAGGUUCGUCUUCUUCGGGGCAGGUCAAGGAUGACGACAAGCCAGACCGGCCUCCGAAGCGCCCUCAU
Symbiodinium necroappetens is the source of this 444-nucleotide messenger RNA. The record is from the annotation of a GenBank genome assembly. NCBI's taxonomy places the organism in Eukaryota, Dinophyceae, Suessiales, Symbiodiniaceae.